AUGACGUGCGCAGUGAUGUAUGGACUUGUCAUUCCGGGGCUGCUGCUUUACCUGAUCCUCAAGCAGCACAGGGCCUUGGAGCCCAGCAGGCGCUUCGUCGGACACGCAGAGGAGAAAGGUGAUUUGGUGAAGGUGAGGGUGGAGCCCUUGUGGCGAACGGGGGCGGAGCUUGCAGAGGAGCAGGAGUCAUCGAAGCAUCUCAUGGCUGCGGCUGCGGCACAUUGUGUGCUCUUUUCAGGGCGUGUGCGCCUGCAGCUUCAGAAGAGCCAGGUGAUCCUCCAAUCAGUAGAGUCAAAGAGGGAGCAGGACAACGCAGUCUUCGAUGUGACCUCGGCAACCUUGGACGCCGCCUUUGGAGGUACGAGGGAUGCAGACAUGCGGCGCUGCCAGUCGAUGACAAGGAUGUUGACGGAACGCUGCGUCCUGAAAGAAGUAGCUCAUUCGGACAGAGUUCUGGCCGGGGCUAAGGAGCUGCUGUUCAAAUAUGCGAUGAUUCGUGACGUGUGGUUCGAAGUUGCCAUGAAGCUCGUGGCUGUCAUCCUGGUUGCCGUAGCCUCCACCGAGAGCGGCCUCAAGCUGACUUUGUGCUUCACGCUCGCGACGGCCAUUGCCGUUGGCAUUCUGCAGCCCUACAGACAGCGCCAGGUGAACGACCUGCAGUGCUUCUGCUUCAUUUGCUCCCUGACAUGUCCAAGAGCAGACUGUAGAGCAACGUUUUGA
Symbiodinium necroappetens is the source of this 720-nucleotide messenger RNA. The record is from the annotation of a GenBank genome assembly. NCBI's taxonomy places the organism in Eukaryota, Dinophyceae, Suessiales, Symbiodiniaceae.